Molecule: messenger RNA, 9752 nt
Organism: Coregonus clupeaformis (lake whitefish)
Lineage: Eukaryota; Metazoa; Chordata; Actinopteri; Salmoniformes; Salmonidae
Product: acetyl-CoA carboxylase 2-like
Exons: 55
Coding region: 613-8016 (2467 amino acids)
Biological process (GO): fatty acid biosynthetic process
Molecular function (GO): acetyl-CoA carboxylase activity; metal ion binding; ATP binding
Source: RefSeq, a predicted model, not a curated record
AAAUAAAUAUACUCUUGUCGAAUACAUGAAUCAUGCCAACGUGAGCAUGCGAUAUAGCUAGAUAUAAUAAUAGGCAGUAAGAUGUGUACUCUUUGACACGUCUCUCAGAAUGCCGUGGUCAAAAUGGUGCAAGCGAAACGGUGUUUGAACUUUGAAACUCAGUAACGUUACUUGCUAGCAACAGUAACGAUACUGUUAGUUAACUCGCAUUCAGGAGUGUAUACAUUACGCCGAUUCUGUUGCAAAACGUUUCGCCUGUUGCAAAACGUUAUCCAACAGAAACCGUUUAACGAAAACGAGAGUUUCAAUUGGACAAAUUCAGGCAGGUCCCUCCCCGUUUCGUUUGGUUGUUCCGUUUUCUCUGUUUGAUUUCGUUUGGUUCUGAAACGGUAAACGGUUUAUCUGUUGCACGCGUGUGGCUAGUCGACAGCACAAUUGUAAGCAUCAACACGCACAAUAAGGCUGCAAUGGACCGUAGAGCAUGUCAGAGGAAAGGAUAUAUUAGAAAUGGCCUUCCAGCAUUCUGAGCCAGGAGCCUAUUCACUUUGAAGGUCAAACUUGGCAGAGAAGAUUAUGCCUUUUUGUAAGGAAGUUUCAAGAGGAUGUCUGUGAAUGCUCCCACUUCUACUCUCGGGAUUACUGCUCAUAUUGUGGCUACUCUGGAGGAUUAAGGUCAAGAUGAUGAUGGACAAAGGUGGGGAAACUCAGACUGGCUGUGGAAGCCCUGCAGCUGCAGCACAGGAGGAGAUGCAAGCGGCCGAUGGACCCACUGCAGCUGCACCCACCCUUGCUCCUGUUGAACACUCCACACCAAUGGGUCUUGCAUCAUCUACCUCAACAGACAGCGAGGCCAACAGUCCCCAAACCCACAUUGACCCCCCUGAGGGAUCCAUGAUACCCAGGGCAGGGGGUUCCCAGCCUCCUCAGGCCUCUUCAGAGGGGAUGACAGGGCAGCACACACAGCCCCAACCUUCUCCCUUCGUCGUCCCUCAACCUCCCAGCAGAACGACCAGGCCCAAGCUCAGCUCAGGCCCUGAGGCUCGACGAGCCUGCCUCAAGUUCAUCCUGGGGGCAUCGGAGGACAAUUCAUCAGAUGAUGAGCCACUUUUGACCAUGAAACCCCCUACAGGUUCUAGUUCCUCUGAGUUAGCAGCCACCUCCUCCACCCUACGGCAAACUGCAUCAGCAACCUCAAACGCCUUCUCCCCCCCACAGCAAGUAACAUCAACCACCACCUCCCCUGGAAUGAGGCCUAGCAUGUCUCGCCCACACCUGGUGAAGAAGGGUCGCGAGCCCCGGAAAAUGGAGCUGCAGAGAGACUUCACCGUGGCCUCGCCAGCCGAGUUUGUCACCCGCUUCGGUGGAAACCGUGUCAUAGAUAAGGUGCUGAUAGCUAAUAAUGGCAUAGCAGCAGUCAAAUGUAUGCGUUCCAUCCGCCGUUGGUCCUACGAGAUGUUCCGUAACGAGAGGACCAUCCGUUUUGUGGUGAUGGUCACCCCCGAGGAUCUGAAAGCCAAUGCAGAGUAUAUCAAAAUGGCGGACCACUAUGUACCCGUCCCAGGCGGAGCCAACAACAACAACUAUGCCAACGUAGAGCUGAUCGUAGACAUCGCCAAGAGGAUUCCUGUACAGGCGGUCUGGGCCGGGUGGGGUCACGCCUCUGAGAACCCCAAACUACCUGAGCUCUUGGACAAGAACGGAAUCUCUUUCUUAGGGCCACCCAGUAAGGCCAUGUGGGCUCUGGGAGAUAAGGUGGCCUCCUCCAUCGUGGCCCAGAGCGCAGACAUCCCCACCCUGCCUUGGAGUGGAUCAGGUCUGAGAGUAGACUGGACAGAGGAUGACCAGAAGCUGGGCCACGUGAUUAGCGUACCUCCGGAGGUCUACGUGCAUGGCUGUGUGCGCGACGUUGACGAUGGACUGGCGGGAGCAGACAGAAUUGGCUACCCGGUGGUGAUCAAAGCCUCAGAAGGGGGAGGGGGAAAGGGCAUCCGGAAGGUGGACAAUGCUGAGGACUUUGCCAGCUUCUUUAGACAGGUGCAGGCAGAGGUGCCUGGCUCGCCCAUCUUCGUCAUGCAGCUGGCCCAGCAUGCCCGUCACCUGGAGGUCCAGAUCCUCGCCGACCAGUACGGCAACGCCAUCUCCCUGUUUGGCAGAGACUGUUCCAUCCAGCGGAGACACCAGAAGAUCAUUGAGGAGGCCCCGGCCACCAUAGCAUCUUCCACCACCUUUGAGCAAAUGGAGCAGUAUGCAGUGCGGCUGGCUAAGAUGGUGGGAUACGUGAGUGCAGGCACUGUGGAGUACCUCUUCUCUGAGGACGGGAGCUUCCACUUCCUGGAGCUCAACCCCCGUCUGCAGGUGGAACACCCAUGCACAGAGAUGAUCGGGGAUGUCAACCUCCCCGCCGCCCAGCUCCAGAUAGCCAUGGGGAUCCCCCUCCACAGGAUCAAAGACAUCCGCGUGCUGUAUGGAGAGACCCCUUGGGGGGACACCACCAUCAACUUUGAGGCCCCCGACUGUGUCCCCAGUCCCCGGGGACACGUCAUCGCGGCCCGCAUCACCAGCGAGAACCCAGACGAGGGCUUCAAGCCCAGCUCGGGCACAGUGCAGGAGCUCAAUUUCCGCAGCAGUAAAAACGUGUGGGGCUACUUCAGCGUGGCGGCUGCCGGGGGUCUGCAUGAGUUUGCCGACUCCCAGUUCGGCCACUGUUUCUCCUGGGGGGAGAACCGAGAGGAGGCCAUUUCGAACAUGGUGGUGGCCAUGAAGGAGUUGUGUAUUCGGGGGGACUUCAGGACCACGGUGGAGUACCUCAUCAAGCUGCUGGAGACGGAGAGCUUCAGGAACAAUGACAUCGACACCGGCUGGCUGGAUAAUCUCAUCGCUGAUAAAGUUCAGGCAGAGAGGCCAGAUACCUUGCUGGGCGUUGUCUGUGGGUCGUUACAAGUGGCGGACGCCAGCUUCAGGAAGAGCAUGUCUGACUUCCUGCACUCACUGGAAAGAGGCCAGGUGCUGCCUGCAGCCAGUCUGCUGAAUACUGUUGAUGUGGACCUGAUCUACGAGGGGGUCAAAUACUGCCUCAAGGUAGCUCGCCAGUCCCCCACCACGUAUGUCAUCAUCAUGAAUGGCUCGGACAUCGAGAUCGACGUCCACCGGCUGAGCGACGGCGGGCUCCUGCUCUCCUACAACGGCAGCUGCUACACCACCUACAUGAAGGAGGAAGUGGACAGCUACCGGAUCACUGUUGGCAACAAGACGUGUGUGUUUGAGAAGGAGAAGGACCCCACUGUGCUGAGGUCGCCCUCUGCUGGUAAACUCCUGCAGUACCUGGUGGAUGAUGGAGGCCAUAUCUGUGCAGGGAACCCGUAUGCAGAGAUCGAGGUGAUGAAGAUGGUGAUGACGCUGACGGUGGUGGAGUCAGGCUGUGUCCAGUAUGUAAAGAGGCAUGGGGCGGUGCUGGAGACUGGCUGUGUGGUGGCAAGAUUGGACCUGGAUGACCCCAGCAGCAUCCAUCCAGUGGAGCUGAACACGGCCUCCUUCCCGGCCCAGCAGCCGCUGCCUAUCGUGGGGGAGAAGCUCCACCAGGUCUUCCACAUGGUCCUGGAGAACCUGGUCAAGGUCAUGGCUGGCUACUGCCUCACCGAGCCCUACUUCAGCAACAAGGUGAAGCAGUGGGUGGGCACCCUGAUGAAGACCCUGCGGGACCCCUCGCUGCCCCUGCUGGAGCUCCAGGAGUUAAUGACCAGCGUGGCCAGCCGCAUACCGCCCAGCGUGGAGAAGGCCAUCCGCAAGGUCAUGGCCCAGUACGCCAGCAACAUCACCUCGGUGCUCUGCCAGUUCCCCAGCCAGAGGAUUGCCUGUAUCUUGGACAGCCACGCGGCCACCCUACAGAGGAAGGCCGACCGGGAAGUGUUCUUCAUGAACACUCAGAGUAUCGUCCAGCUGGUGCAGAGGUACCGCAGUGGAAUCCGAGGAUACAUGAAGUCUGUGGUGCUGGAUCUGCUCAAGUGUUACCUUCAGGUGGAAAUGCAGUUCCAGCAAGCUCACUACGACAAGUGUGUGAUCAACCUGAGGGAGCAGUACAAGCCUGACAUGACCCCUGUGCUAGAGAGCAUCUUUUCUCACGCCCAGGUCUCCAAGAAGAACGUCCUGGUCACCAUACUCAUCGAUCAGCUGUGCGGGCGGGACCCCACCCUAGCAGACGAGCUGAUGGUCAUCCUGAACGAGCUCACACAGCUCAACAAGAUGGAGAACUCCAAGGUGGCCCUGCGUGCCAGACAGGUUUUGAUUGCUUCCCACCUGCCCUCUUAUGAACUGAGGCACAACCAGGUGGAGUCCAUCUUUCUGUCUGCCAUUGACAUGUAUGGACACCAGUUCUGCCCAGAGAACCUGAAGAAACUCAUCCUGUCUGAGACCUCCAUCUUUGAUGUCUUGCCCAAUUUCUUCUACCACUCCAACCGGGUGGUGUGCAUGGCUGCCUUGGAGGUGUACGUGCGAAGGGGCUACAUUGCUUACGAGCUGAACAGCCUCCAGCAUCACCAGUUGCAGGACGGGACGUGUGCUGUAGACUUCCAGUUCAUGUUGCCCUCGUCCCACCCCAACAGAGGGAGCAGCCCUACUCUGAACAGGUUGGCGAUGCAGGUGAACAGUGUGGGACAGUUUGAGAUGAGGCGGCAGGGUAGCGAACUCUUCCUAGAUGGGGCGCUCUCUCCCCCCUGUCAGCGCAUGGGGGCCAUGGUGGCCUUCCAGUGUUUCGAAGACUUCAAAAGGAACUUUGAUGAGGUCAUCUCCAGUUUUGCUGACCCGCUCCUGGAGAGCCCGCUUUUCCCCGAGUCCUGCUCCAGCCUCUACGAGGAGGAUAACUGCAAGCAGAACAUGAGGGAGAACCCAAUCCACAUCAUCAAUGUGUCCAUCAAGUCAGCGGACACAGAGGAUGAUGAUACCUUGGUCACAGCCUUCGCUGCCUUCGCCCAGUCUAAGAAAGAUGUACUCUUUGACCACGGCAUCCGAAGGAUCACGUUUUUAGUCGCACAGAGGAGGGAAUUUCCCAAGUUCUUCACUUUCAGAGCCAGAGACGGGUUCCAGGAGGACCGUAUCUACAGGAACCUGGAGCCUGCUCUGGCCUUCCAGCUGGAGCUGAACCGCAUGCGGAACUUUGACCUGACGGCCGUGCCCUGUGCUAACAGCAAGAUGCACCAGUACCUGGGCGCCGCCCGCGUGCAGGAGGGCGCCGAGGUCACAGACUACCGCUACUUCAUCCGAGCCAUCAUGCGCCACUCUGACCUCAUCACAAAGGAAGCGUCAUUUGAGUACCUGCAGAACGAGGGUGAGCGUCUUCUCUUGGAGGCCAUGGAUGAGCUGGAGGUGGCCUUCAGCAACACCAAAUGGCGCACCGACUGCAACCACAUCUUCCUCAACUUUGUUCCGACCGUUAUCAUGGACCCCUCCAAGAUUGAGGAGUCAGUGCGCUCCAUGGUGAUGCGUUACGGCAGUAGGCUGUGGAAGCUCCGGGUGCUCCAGGCCGAGCUGAAGAUCAACAUCCGACUGACGCCCGUUGGGAUCGCCAUCCCAAUCCGUCUGUUCCUCACCAACGAGUCAGGAUAUUACCUGGACAUCAGCUUGUAUAAGGAGGUCACCGACCCCACAACGGGACAGAUCAUGUUCCAGUCGUACGGGGACAAGCAGGGCCCUCUGCAUGGCAUGCUCAUCAACCAUCCCUAUGUCACCAAGGACCUGCUGCAGUCCAAACGUUUCCAGGCCCAGACCCUAGGCACCACCUACGUCUACGACUUCCCAGAGAUGUUCCGACAGGCCCUCUUUAAGCUGUGGGGUCCGGGGGACAGUUACCCUAAAGACGUGCUGAUGUGCACCGAGCUGGUGCUGGACCCGCAGGACCGACUGGUGCAGAUGAACCGCCUGCCUGGAGACAACCAGGUGGGAAUGGUAGCCUUCCGGAUGCGGAUGAAGACGCCAGAGUAUCCCGAGGGCCGCGACAUCAUCGUCAUCUGCAACGACAUCACCUACAUGAUUGGCUCGUUCGGGCCCCAGGAGGACCAGCUGUUCCUGCGGGCGUCGGAGAUGGCCCGGGCCGAGGGCAUUCCACGCAUCUACAUCUCAGCCAACAGCGGGGCGCGCAUUGGCCUGGCUGAGGAGAUACGACACAUGUUCCAGGUGGCCUGGAUCGACCCACAGGACCCUUACAAGGGUUUCAAGUAUCUGUACCUGACGCCCCAGGACUACACCCGCAUCAGCUCCUCCAACGCUGUCCACUGCCACCACGUGGAGGAGGGCGGGGAGUCCAGGUACAUCAUCACUGACAUCAUAGGGACCGAAGAGGGUCUUGGGGUGGAGAACUUGAGAGGAUCAGGCACCAUCGCCGGGGAGACUUCCCAGGCCUACGACGAAAUCAUCACUAUCAGCAUGGUGACGUGCCGUGCCAUUGGAAUCGGGGCUUAUCUAGUGCGUCUGGGGCAGAGGAUCAUCCAGGUGGAGAACUCCCACAUCAUCCUGACCGGGGCUGGAGCCCUUAACAAGGUUCUGGGUCGAGAGGUGUACACCUCCAACAACCAGCUGGGAGGCGUCCAGAUCAUGCACAACAACGGAGUAACACACACUACAGUGCCCGAUGACUUUGAGGGCGUUUUCACUAUCCUGAAGUGGCUCUCCUAUAUGCCAAAGAACAAGCACUCUCCGGUGCCGGUGAUCCCACCCAAGGACCCAGUGGAGAGGGAGAUCGAGUUCACCCCCACCAAGGCUCCCUAUGACCCCCGCUGGCUACUGGCCGGGAGGCCCCACCCCACUGUAAAAGGGGCCUGGCAGAGUGGAUUCUGUGACCAUGGCUCGUUCAUGGAGGUGAUGGGGUCUUGGGCCCAGACAGUAGUGGUGGGCAGAGCCAGGUUAGGAGGGAUUCCCCUUGGUGUCAUCGCUGUGGAAACACGCACUGUUGAGGUGGCUAUCCCGGCCGAUCCAGCAAACUUGGACUCUGAGGCCAGACUGGUGCAGCAGGCCGGCCAGGUGUGGUUCCCGGACUCUGCCUUCAAGACAGCCCAGGCCAUCCGUGACUUCAACCGUGAGCGGCUGCCUCUGAUGGUGUUCGCCAACUGGAGAGGCUUCUCCGGGGGAAUGAAGGACAUGUACGACCAGGUGCUGAAGUAUGGGGCCUAUAUUGUGGACGGCCUGCGUGAGUUUCGCCAGCCUGUGUUGAUCUACAUCCCACCGCACGCUGAGCUGAGGGGGGGAUCCUGGGUGGUGAUCGAUCCCACCAUCAACCUUCUGUGCAUGGAGCUCUACGCAGACAGGGAGAGCAGGGGUGGUGUGCUCGAGGCAGAAGGCACUGUGGAGAUCAAAUAUCGCAGGAAGGACCUGUUGAAAACCAUGCGCCGGAUCGACUCGGUCUAUGCCGGUCUAGCUGAACAGCUUGGUAAACAGCCUGAUACACCGGAGCUGACGGACAAACAGCGGCGGGACCUGGAAGCCAAGCUGAGGGCCAGAGAGGAGUUCCUGCUGCCCAUCUACCACCAGGUGGCAGUGCAGUUUGUGGACCUCCACGACACCCCUGGUAGAAUGCAGGAGAAGGGUGCCAUCACGGACAUCCUGGACUGGAAGAAUGUGCGGAGCUUCUUCUACUGGCGUCUGCGGCGCCUCCUGCUGGAGGGUGUGGUAAAGUGUGAGGUCCUGCAGGCCAACCCAGAGCUAAGUGACGGCCACAUCCAGUCCAUGCUGCGGCGCUGGUUCGUGGAGACAGAGGGCACAGUCCAGGCGUACCUUUGGGACAACAACAAAGCGGUGGUGGAGUGGCUGGAGAAGCAUUUGGCCAAAGAGGACGGCACACGAUCUGCCAUCAGCGAGAACAUCAAGUACCUGAAGAGGGACCACGCCUUGAAACACAUCCGCAGCAUUGUGCAGGCCAACCCUGAGGUGACCAUGGACUGCAUCAUCCACAUGAGCCAGUCCAUCACUCCAUCCCAGAGGGCCAAGAUCUCCCACCUGCUGGCCACGAUGGACGGCACGGCCCCCAGUUAAACUCCAGAUCUGAGCUGAGCUGCCCCAAUGCCUUACACAGGAAAUCCCUCAAGUUCUAGCAUAGGAGAGAGACUGGAUAAGUAGGGGUGUGGACCUAGGGACAGGGGGGGCACAUUCAGCAUCUGCCUAUCGGUGCCGCCUGCUUUCUAUUGUAACCAGCUGAGACAAUAAAGCUAAGACGCCAAAGAAGCCAAAAACGUGUCUAAUUCUCAGGAUUAGGGCUGGUUCGGCUGCUCAGACACUGUAACCAUGCAGCACUAAACAUGCACUACAUGCGUCCCUGCCGUGGGCAUUUUUAAAAUUUUCUUGAGCGGAUGGUCGGGGGGCUGGAACAUAGUUAUAAAAAAUGUUAUACACUGCAAAUUGACCGAAAGAAUCCCAAACAGAUCUAGUAUUUGACAAAAUAGAAUCAUUUCAAACCUUGAUUACAUUGGGAUGUGAUCACUUAUGCCUCUCUGUUUAUGCGUGGGAAUACUUGGGAACAGAUUUCCUACAUUAAAAUCCCUUUGAGCUGAUUUCCUGGCGAUUUGAGUCUAAUGUCCAACAACGGAAAUUAUAAAAAUGUAAUAAUAUUAUUUAUUUUUUUGCUCAGAAUACUUGGGGGUCCAAAUAAAAUUGCCCGCGGGCCGCCUACUGGGAAUCUCUGUAUUACAGUUGAGUCAGUCUGUACAAACCUAUGGAGCUUUUAUGCACAUUUAAAGCAAUUAUAGUUCCAAACAUAUAAACGGUAUCAAAAAGCUGUAUACAAGCAACCUAUUCCAGACCGGUCUACACGUUUUAAAGUUUGAAUGGUGUUUCUAGCUUAAACGGUUGAAGACUAGUUACGGGCAAACAUUUACCAUUCAAGUCUAUGGCCAUUUAUGUACAUUGGGAUUUAUGUAAAUGUGGUUGUAGUGUGAAAAGUAUAAGUAGUAUCAAAACUAAAUGUUUCAAGCAACCUGACAAGUGGCAGUACAGGUUCCAGUGGAAUAAUAAUAAUAAUGUGUGAACAGUUUUCAGCGAGCACACCUAAUUAUCAAAAGUACAAACCCUUCCCAGCUGAUGCUACAGGCAGGCUAAAGCAAAUGGUCAAAGUAUUUGAACCCAGUUCUGGUCCCAUGUAUCCGUUAACAUUGCUAUGAUCAGAGGGAACCACCACUACUCGUUAGCAUUUCAGAUUCACAUUAUCAAUAGGAUUGUAAAACCCAUAUGUUUGAAAAAUGGAACAUCCGAAAACGUUAAUUCAAUGGAUUGGACCAUGUGCCUUCUAUCAGUAUUCUAUCAAGCUUCUCAUUGCUACUGCUGUACACUGGCAUUUGACAACAGGAGUGACCAGGGUUUUUUCUAUGAUGUUGAUCAUUCUGUUCAUAUCUGGGCGAAUGUGUGCCGACCUUUGAAUGUACACCAGCCAGGGGCCGAACAAAGCCCUCAUUUGUGUACCAUAUAAAAUAUGUUUUUUUUAAAUGUUAAUUAUGUGCCAGUGCAAAGAUAUUACACAAGCCUGUCUGGGGGUUGGUUGAUGUGUAGCCUUUACUUCAGUAUGUAUCCUUGUGACAAUAUCGACCCAAAAAAAUACCCAUUUAAAUUACAUUAAGUUUAAUUAAUUUCAUUUAAUUUACUGAAUCAUUUCAGUGACACAAUGGUCUAGUAGGGAAUUUUCAUUUUUUCCCCGGCAUUAAUUUAAUCCAAAGAUGAAUUAUGUCAGUAUUGUCCUUAAAAGACUAACCUGUGCAAUUUAAAAGUCAGGUAAUACUUUU